This is a messenger RNA of Oncorhynchus mykiss (rainbow trout), 3268 nucleotides long. RefSeq names its product transmembrane protein 125a (gene tmem125a). The record is from RefSeq and is a predicted model, not a curated record. NCBI's taxonomy places the organism in Eukaryota, Metazoa, Chordata, Actinopteri, Salmoniformes, Salmonidae.
CAUAAUAAUGGGAUAUGGCAAAAAACGAUAUGCCUGUCAUUCUCUGGCUCUGAAAAAGUAUUGGGAAAAUCCUAUUUUGUCUGUUUGCUCCGUGCUAUCUCAACCGUGCAUACCCCCCUUCAUGAGAUGUGGUUAUAAUUCCAGCCUAGAGCGCGGGCUUUCCCCGUGGGACGUCGGCGAAAGGUCGCGCGCUGCACUGUAGCCCAAGUAGGAUAACUGCAUACGUGGAGUGUGUCUGAAAGUGUAGCCCGAUCAGCUCUCGCCUCCCAAACGGCGUCGCUGCGGCGUCUUGUGACCAGACCUGCAACAGGGAUAGUCCACUCGACCUGAGCACUGUUCCGGGAGCGAGAGGCACACACUUUCAUCGCCCUCAGUGGCUCCACACCGCAGAAAGGUAGUCUAGUCAGAGUUGUGCGUUGAUUAUCGAGACGAGACGGUUUCAAACAGUUUCUGCACGCACCAGAUUAGCCGCGGCAUAUGGUUGGGAAUUGGAAAUAGCUCCCGGCGCACGAGCGCAGAUCUGUGUGUGGAGCGGUUCCGUUUCACGCCACUGAGAAACGGGGAUUAAGAGCGACAGGGAACGUGUCAGCAGCACGGACAGAACAUCUCAUCCCCAGACGCCUGCCUGCCGCCAGCCCCUAGCAGCACCAGCCUCACAGCCUCCCGGCCCCCAUGGCAUUUGGCACUGAUUCCCACCACAAGGACAGAUGGUGCCAACCCUGACCCCUCUCCUCGCCCGUGGGGGACCACACCGCCACAGAGAGACCGCCCAUUGACAGGAACAGGAAGAGGGAGCUCCGUCGCCACGGCAACUCCUAGCCCCACAUCCUCUCCAAGGGCCUCAGAUAAACACAUUCACACAGCAGGACCUCGGUGAGGUCCCUGUUUUGUUUGUCUCCGGCUAAUUUGUGCCUUUGAGAUUUCACCACCAUCAGACUUCUUCUUUAGGCGUUCCAUUCCAUGCCUGUUUAGACUGUAUGAGAAUGUGCUGAUGGACCAGGACCAGUGCAGGAGUACGACAUUAGUUUGCUGAAAGCCAGUGAAACUUCAUCCUGUCUGGGACUUCUCCUCUUUCCCUCCUGGCUGGCCUGGCCUCUCAGGCCUGGAUUAAUUAUUAAACGGACUCUACAGCCAAGCUCAGGCUCAGUGCUGCUGGGAGCUCUAUAGGCCUCUUUAAACCCUUGCUGAUUGAAGGGAUCGGAGUCACGGGGUCACAGGUCAAACGACACUGCAAAGAGAAAAGAGGUAGAAGCAGUUUCUGCCGUUUUAACUGCAGAUCAAAGCAAAACCUCUGCAACUCUCUGGCUCUCUUGACUCUCCUCUCCUCCAGACAGAAGUCAAACAACACAAUUCUGUUUAUUCUUUACUGGACAUUAUUAUUAUAUUGAACCCAUUAAUUCUUGAUCUACAGACUGAUUACCAUAUAAUGGCCGACUCCUAUAUUAAAAAAAUAAAAAAGGGAAUAGCACUUCCAACAUAAAAUUAGACACUAAUGGCUUGGUGGGAUGAAUUCAGCAGGGCCAAGUAACAGAGGAGGGAAUACGGUGUCCCUAAAGCAUAGCAGGUAAUUGGAGAAAAGCACAGCUUCUCUGUCGAGCCGACCGACAGACUGACCUUCAGGCUGAAAACUCGGAACCAAAAAGGCAUGAACUGACUGAUUUUUUUUCAAGGCUUACGGUUAUCUCUGGGAUUUCAUCAUCAUUAUCUCAGAGAACAUUUGCAUAACUGAAAUAUGCUGCACUGCACACAACUACCAUCAACAUUGUUGGGUGCAGACGUUUGGGAGAAGCCAUUGUCUGCUAGACAAUACGGAAGGGAGACUACAGUAGAGCGCAGGGAGAGAAAACAGAGGAGCAGAUGAUAAAGGUAUCUAUCAGGCUCCAUCCUGGUCCCAUAGCUCUGAGGGUUCAGUGACGGGCUGUCCUCUCAGGCUGCAGUGGAUUACAUGAGGGAACCUGUGAUCCACAAAUAAUACCUGUAAUCCAGUGAAAAGGAACUGUGAUCCGGAGAGAGGCCCAGUGAUCGAUCCACCAAGGGCUGCUGUGAUUCACUGAGGACUGAGAGUUUCAGAGAGCAGGAACUAUGACCCGGCACUGAGCGUACCAGUGGUCCAGGUUGUGUUCUGCCGUGCCGAGCGUGGCCGUCAGGCUGGGAGAAUCAGGAUGCCAGAGCUGGAGGACUUCCCCCCGAUGCGGGAUGACCAGCCGGCUGGUCCUGACCCGGACCAGAUCCAGCGCAGCAUACUGGACGAGCAGGUAGAGCUGUGGUGGUUCCGCGACCCGGCCAAGUCUCUGCUGUGCUACGCCGUCGCCGUCCUACUCAUCCUGGGCUGCGGCCUGGGAGGCAUACUCCUCCUCUCCACCACGACCAGCUUCUCUAGUGACUGGCGCAUGGGAGCGGGCAUGGCUCUGUGUCUCUUAGCCCUGGCCGUCCUCCUCAAACAGCUCCUGAGCUCCGCCGUGCAGGACAUGAACUGCGUCCGUAGUCGGAGGCGGAUCGAUAUCCUGAAGAGCGGAGGGCUGUCGGAUCUGCUAGUGGUUCUCAUCACAGGGCUGUGUCUGGUGGUCUGUGGGGCCGUACUGCUGAAGCUGGCACUAGGACACCACAUGCCCAAGCCCGGCGUAGCCCUUAAUGAUAUGUACAUCUCUGGGGUGGUGUUGUUAGCUGGAGGGGGGUCAGCGGUGGUGGGGGUGGGAGUGUACACGGGGGUGGUGUUCCUGUUGGAGAGGACGUGGCCGGGACAGAGGUUCAGGGAUCGGGCCAUGGGGGUGUUCACUAUCUCUGGACGACACAUGGACCAGGGUAGGAGGGAGACCACCUCUAGCUUGGCUAACCUCAUCUGACCUGACCACCAGAGACAUGGCAUGGGAUAGGUAGCCCUAAACAGCAGAUGACCGCAACACUCAUAUGGCCCAGAUCUUAUCCAUAUAUAGGCACCGGGGAGGGUUGGAAUUUAUUGGUCCGCUCUGGCUUGAGAUAGGUGGGCUUAGUUGCUGGGCCCCAUUUGGUGUGAACGUUGGGCCACAUCCACCUUGCUGUCUGGGAGGGACCAAUGGACAUCACAUGUGAAGAUGGAAUUUGAGCAAAGUGGCCACCUUUGGAGGAACUAAGUAUCAAUUCAAUUUUGCAGGUCCAUGAAUUGCAAUAUGGGAUAGAGAGCUGUGUCUACACAACAUGUUCUAUUUUAAUGAUUGGCCAUCCUUGGAUAAUUACUUAUGAGAUGGAACCCCAGCAGAGCACUACUCUCUAUAAUGUGAAAUAAACAGAA